Molecule: messenger RNA, 2878 nt
Organism: Heteronotia binoei (common prickly gecko)
Lineage: Eukaryota; Metazoa; Chordata; Lepidosauria; Squamata; Gekkonidae
Gene: CERKL
Product: ceramide kinase like
Exons: 13
Coding region: 171-1811 (546 amino acids)
Molecular function (GO): kinase activity
Source: RefSeq, a predicted model, not a curated record
AGGCGGGGGCGCGCCUCGCACCGCCGCUUGACCUCUCCCCACCCCCAACGCCGCUUGAGCCGGCCCAGAGGGAGGAGAGUCGCUCGCUGCCUUGGUAGCAGCCGGGACGCGGCGGGAUCAUUUCCCCCUCGGCUUCUUGGUUGGGGGCGGGGGUGGGGAGAGCGGCUCUAAUGCACCGCCCCGGGAGAGCAGCGUGGGGCGAGAGCGAGGGGGAGCCUGGGGGGGCGGAAGGGGCCGCGGGGCGGAGGGGAAGCGACGCCCCCUCGCCGACGGUGCUGCUGAGGCGCGGCGGGGAGUCCCCUCUGUGCAAGGAGGAGGUGGCGGCGGUAGGGGCCGAAGCCCGGCAGCCUCUCCUCAGGGGGAUCUUCCGCAUCGGCAAGGAAAGCUGCGACGUGGUGCUGAGCGCCGAGAGGCUCAGCUGGACCCCGAUUCGGCCCCAGAGCCCCACAGGUGGUUCCAGCAUAGACGUGCAGUAUAAAGAGGAACAUGUUGAAAUGAAAGAUGUCUUUUCUGUGAAACUGAAACGUCGUCGUUUGGCUGGACAGCAAAAAGGUGGCUUAUUAUUGGGCAUUACACUAUUUGUCUGUCUGAAAAAAGAACAAAACAAACUUAAGGAUUCUGUUCUCAAUCUCAGUAACUUAAGCGAAGACCACUGUUACAUGUGGUUUAAACAUUUUAAAGAAGUUUUGAAUGGUUUUACAAGUAGGCCAAAGUCGUUAAAAGUGUUUGUCAAUCCACGUAGUCAUAAACAAAAGGCUGCUCGCAUUUACUAUGAUCGCGUUGCACCCCUCUUUAAGCUCGCUGACAUCAGAACUGACCUUAUAGUUACUGAGUAUGAAGGACAUGCUCUUGCAGUGCUUAAGGAAUGUGACCUAAAAUCCUUUGAUGGGGUGGUUUGUGUGGGUGGAGAUGGGACUGCCAGCGAAGUGGCUCAUGGUAUUUUGCUUAGAGCCCAGAUAGAUGCUGGGAGAGACAAUGAUGAUGUUCUUGAACGAGUAAAAGCACAACUGCCUCUUGGAAUAAUACCAGCAGGUUCCAUAAAUACUUUGGCACAUACUCUGAAUGGAGUUCAACACAUAACAACUGCAGCGUUGAACAUAAUCCUGGGACAUCUUCGACCAGUAGACAUAUGUUCUUUCAGUAGUCCGACUGAACUGCUUCGUUUCGGUUUCUCUGCUAUGUUUGGUUUUGGAUCAAGGACUCUCGCUUUUGCUGAAAAGUAUCGAUGGAUGCCUUCAGAUCAGCGGAAAAAUUUUGCUGUAAUCAAGACACUGGCAAGUCUGAAAGCAGAAGACUGUGAAUUAUCAUUCCUGCCUUUGAUGCACUCACAGCAAACUGUCCCAGAGAAGGAUCGAAAGAAGCAAGAAAAGCUUAAAUUUGACAGCCGGGAUGAGUGGGACAAGAUCCAGGGCCGCUUCCUGAACGUGAGCAUUAUGGCAAUCCCUUGCCUGUGUUCAAUGGCACCAAGAGGCUUGGCACCUAAUACCAGAUUGAAUGAUGGAGGCAUAGCUCUUGUUGCUGUCCGGAACACUUCUCGUCCACAAUUUGUUAAACACCUGAAAAGAUACGCAGGCAUAAAAAACCAGUUUAGCUUUCCCUUUGUUGAGAUGUACACUGUUGAGGCAGUAAAAGUUCAACCAAGAACUAGAAAGAACUGCGUCAGUGAAGAAAGUAUGGAGUCCGCAGAAGAGGCCUACCCUUGGAAUGUAGAUGGUGAUUUAAUGGAAUGGACAUCGGAAAUUCUUGUCCGGGUACAUCCUGCAUUAAUUUGUCUAUAUGGAGAUGCUGAUGCAGUAGAUAAUCCAAAAUGAUAAUGCAGUUGUCUAUAGAGGAAAAUAAUGAUCAAUUCCGUAUUUCAGCUAAAUCAAGUCUGUAUCUUGAAUAUGGCAAAAGUAUUGUAAAUUAAGUCUGGAUAAGAAAUCCCUGAUAAAUUAAUUCGUUUUUUAUUCUUAUAUUAGGACACAUAUCCACAUCACUUGCUGAACUGUCUUUCAUGAUAAAUGAUCAGUCUUCUGUAUAUAUUCAAGAUUUUAGGAAUCCACGGUAUACUCUCUGGUAACUUGAAUUAAAGCAUUAAAGGAAAACUGAAAUUAUCUGUAUGUGCUCAAAUACUUGUUAUGUAAUAUCCCUUCUCUGUUAGGAGUAUUUGAAAAUUAUAUAACAGUAGUACCAAACUACAAUGUUAUGGCUAUUUAUAAGGUAAUUUGUAAAAAAUCCCCAGUAAAUUUAUAUGGAAAAUAUAAUUGUGCGAUGGUGGUUUUAUUUGAAAAGAAAAUAUUUUGCUACAGUUGUUUUUAUUAUUUAUUUGUAUAUCCUGCUUUCUCUCUCUCUUGGCUUAAGAUUUGGACUGGUAGCAUCCUUUAUUAUUGUAAAUCAUAGAACCUGUUCCCUACUGAGCUUUGCGAUUCCUCUCAUUGCUGGGAAAAUGGCCUCCUCAUAUCUAUCAGUCUUAAAGGUGCCACAGCAGCAUAGAGCUUUUUCCCUUGCCAGAUGUAACACCAUGCCCUCUGCCAUUCUUUAUGGCAGAUUCAACAAGACAGCCUAUUCAGACACUGCCUCUGUAAACAAAAAUGUGAUUACUCAUUCUUUUGUAUUGUCAUUUGUAUACACAUCUUUGUCACAAGUAUUUACAUUCUUUUAGUUAGCAUGGUGGAUUGUUCUGAUGUACUUAAGGUCUAUAGACUUUCGAAUGAUUCUUCAACUAAUGUCACUGAGAAGGUGGCUAAGUUUCUUUACUCUGUUUUAAAGGUAUGCCAAGGGACCAUAUAGAAACAAUUUAUGUUUAUGUUCACUCAGAUGUACAUGUACACUGUUGUUCCAUUUUACCUUUUUAAAACUAAUUUGUUCUAUUUUUUAUGCCAAUAAAGGCUAACUUGAA